AUGGUUUUGAAGAUCAUCCAGCAUUUCCCACUCAAGAAGCCAGACGGAUGGAAUGAGCUCUGGAAGCAUGACAUUCAUCCAUGGGACAACCCCACACCUAGCCCUGCAUUGGUUGAGGUCAUCGAACAGAAGCCUAUUUCUGCUCAGAUCCCGAAAACAGGCAAUGUUCUUGUCCCUGGCUGUGGUCGUGGCGUUGAUGUCUUUUACUUGGGUAAUGAGCACCGUAAGGCUAUUGGAUUGGAUAUCAGUCCCAUUGCUGUCCAGCAGUGUAAAGAUAUUCGAACUCAAAAGGGUAUUCCUGAAUCCCAUGUUGACUUCAUGGUUGGUGAUUUUUUCAAGUUUGACAUUCCUGCUGGAGGAUUCAAGCUUAUUUAUGACUACACUUUCUUCUGCGCAAUUCAACCCGAGCUGCGCCCUGCCUGGGGCAAAAGAAUGGCUGAACUGAUCGCCAAAGAUGGCAUCCUGAUUACUCUCAUGUACCCCAUUGGAACCCAUACAGAUGGUCCCCCUUUCGCUGUCAGUGAGGCCGCUUAUCAUGAACAGUUGGAUCUUAACUUUGAAUGUCUGUUAAUCGACGACUGUACCUCAUUUGAAACUCGCCAAGGCAGAGAAAAGAUCGGUAUCUGGCGUCGUAAGUAAAGACAAAAGUGGGGGUCGUCUAUAGCCCGAACCCAUGUCUCGACUUUCUUCUAUAUAUUUCUAGAAGCAGAGUUGUACAAAAUCAAUAAAGUGACAGAACAUGCAAGUCAUAUUGGUAACAGAUUUUAUGCAUCCAUGUUAGAAGUUAAAUGUACACCAAUACAAUAAAAGUAUACUCUAUCUCGUUUG
This is a messenger RNA of Lobosporangium transversale, 828 nucleotides long. RefSeq names its product TPMT family. Gene Ontology annotation, molecular function: S-adenosylmethionine-dependent methyltransferase activity. The coding region runs from base 1 to 639 and encodes 212 amino acids. NCBI's taxonomy places the organism in Eukaryota, Fungi, Mortierellomycota, Mortierellomycetes, Mortierellales, Mortierellaceae. The record is from RefSeq and is a predicted model, not a curated record. The transcript is spliced from 4 exons.